Molecule: messenger RNA, 3338 nt
Organism: Aphanomyces astaci
Lineage: Eukaryota; Oomycota; Saprolegniomycetes; Saprolegniales; Verrucalvaceae
Exons: 1
Coding region: 96-3266 (1056 amino acids)
Biological process (GO): lipopolysaccharide biosynthetic process
Cellular component (GO): membrane
Molecular function (GO): acyltransferase activity, transferring groups other than amino-acyl groups
Source: RefSeq, a predicted model, not a curated record
GGUUGGUACCUGGUAUAUGUGAGGGAUUUCUAUGGGUUGCCAGGUGCCUGCACAGCACCAUUUCACAUCAGGCCAGCAGCGGCCUAAAACCUCCCAUGCCGCCUAAUGACCACCCGCCUCACACUCCCCGCGAAGACGCCUCGCUCCACCCGACCACCGCUGGCCCAACAUCAGACGUCCCAACGAAAGCCAUCGAAGACGCAGCGCCGCAUCCGAUCAAGUACCGCGCCGACAUCGACGGCCUCCGGACGCUGGCCGUGGUGCCUGUGAUCCUUUUCCACGCGUACCCGGAGCGAUUUCCCAGCGGAUUCAUCGGCGUCGACGUGUUCUUUGUCAUUUCCGGCUACUUGAUCUCGAGCAUCCUCUUCAAAGAGUGCACCAAGGGCACGUUCACGUACGGGAGCUUCUACAGCCGCCGCAUCCGCCGCAUCUACCCCACACUUCUGCUCGUGUUGUCUCUAACGUUCUGGCUGGGCUGCCUCUACCUGCUCUCGGCUAAACUUCAGGCGCUGGCCACGACCAUGCUAGCGGGCACCAUGUUCAGCGCCAACCUCCAGGUCAUGCUUCUAGACCGCGGGUAUUUUGACGACGACAUCAAGGAGAAUCCGCUGUUGCACCUGUGGUCGCUGGGCGUGGAGGAGCAGUUCUACAUCUUCUGGCCGUGCUUCGUGUCCAUUCUGACGCGGCUGUCGGUGCGAUCGGCCGUGGUGAUGCAGGUGGCGGUGCUGGCGUUGAGUUUCACUUGCAACAUCUCCUUUCUGGGCUUUCACGGCACCAACAAGUAUUCGUUCUACUUUCCCCUGAGUCGGUUCUGGCAGAUGGGCAUGGGGGGCCUACUGGCGUAUGUGAACCACAUUCGCCUCACCCAAACCCAGUACGAGUCUGUGUCCACCAGCUCCAAAUCAGUGAGCAAAGCCACCAGCGACCACCAAGCCACUGCCUUGUCUUGGGUUGGGCUCGGCUGCAUCGUGCUGGGUUUUGCCUGUCUGGACGAAUCCUCUGCCUUCCCCGGCUACUGGGCUGUUCUGCCCACACUGGGCGCCUCCCUCUUGAUCUUUGCAGGUCCUACUGCCUGGUUUAACCAAUCGGUGCUCAGUCUGCCGUCCAUGGUGUUUGUGGGCAAGCUCAGUUACGCUCUGUACCUGUGGCACUGGCCACUCUUAGUCAUUGCAAAGUUGCGGUUUCCUAACCCGGACUUCCGGCCCAACUACAUGACACCCAUGGCAAUGCUCGGGCUGGCGUUUGUCUUGAGUCUGAGCUCCUUGUACCACGUUGAAAACAGCUUGAGAAGACACAAGGGUCGGUGGGUUGUGCCAGCUCUAAUGGGCUGCAUGCUGGGCAUGUCCAUAUUGGCAGGGAUCAUCCUCGCAAGUCCAGACUCGUUCUCGUACUCACAGCAAGCCAUGAAUGCGCGCGCGGCGUUGUCUGCGACAGUGUUGACGCCUAGUGUCACAGUCGGCCUGGUGCCAGACAUCCCCAACGUCAGCCGCGAGAAUGCCACGAAAGUGCCAACGCAUGCUUCGAUCAUCGCGGCGGAGCUCGACAUUCUGCCAGACAUUGGGCUUCCUAUUCCCAAGAAUCAUGUGGUCGAGUACAGUGCCGAAGGUCGUCUGAUCAACCCCGGCCAAGAAGACCGGGCGCUCGUGAUCGCUCUGGGAGAUGCGCACUUGGACAUGGUCAAGCCGCGGUUCCAGCAGCUGGCGUUGCACACCAACCCCAUCGAUUUUCCCACCAUCGCGUUCAAGUCGUCCAUCUACCCGCCGCUGGCCAAGUGCAUUUGGUGGACAGACUACCAGCACCAGAUGAUCAAGAAAGUCCGGCCAAAUGUCGUGUUCAUGAGCAUCAACUGGCUCGCGCAUCUGCAUCCGGGGGGGGCGGCGUGGCAGCCAGCGCACAAGAGCCCGCCGUGCUGUCUGCAGGGCUACGGCGACUCGUGCAAGGGCCAGAACCCGAAAGACGUCGAGGCCAUCUUGACGCGGUUCCAGAGCGACCUCACCGACAUGGUGAGUCUCGGGGCUAAGGUGUUUGUGACGACUGUCGCCCCUGAAGGCAACGAGUUCGACCCCAAGUUUAUCUUGGACAGCCCCGUGCGCAGCGUGAAGCGCUCCGUAUUUCGAACCAACCACAAGUGGCUGAUUGACCUCGUGGAAGGCGCGAUCACUGGAGCCAACGCCACCGUCAUCGACUUCUCCGAGAAUUUGUGCUGGGAGGACACGUGCAGAGUGGUAGACCCGAGCGGCGUGCCCGUCCGGCGCAACUCGAACGUGUUCACACCCAAGUUUGCUGCAAAGUACCUGACUGUGCUUGACCAAGUGGUGGCCGCCGCCAUGGUGGCCCCCGACGAUGUCAUCGCGCCCCCCGACGCCCCCAACUCAAACCGGUUCAGUCGGAUUGCUAACCCUUCGUACGACAAGAUCAUGGCCGCCCCUGGGGACUUUAACGUGGACGUGGGCUUUGAACCCGCGCCCGCCGACGCCCCCUUCGGCACCACCCACGCGACCAUGAUGAUGAACCCUGGCCAACCAAACCUCGUGUUUGUCUACGGCGACUCGCACGCGAACCAGGCCAAGCCGCGGUUUCUGCGGUCGUUCGAAGACAGGCACGGCGCCCGCAACCGGUCCAACUUCCCCACGGUCGUGUUCAAAUCAUUAGACGGAACGCCCGCCUUGACCUGCCAAGAGCACUACGAUAGCGUCAUGGCAGUGGUGGAGCGAGUUCGUCCAAAAGUGUUUCUGCACUCGAUGAACUGGCCACAGUUCCUCCGCCCUGGGGGAUUGGACUCGGACGGGAGCGUUGCGGGUACACCAAAGUGCUGCGUGGCGGGAUACCAAGACAAGUGCACGUACCAGCGCCCCAAGGAUGUGGUGACCAUCAUGAACAAGUUCCAGCAAGACAUGACCAAGUUGACAGGGCUGGGCAUCAAGGUGUUUGUAGCCACCAUCAACGUGGAAGGUGAACAGUUCAACCCGUAUCACAUGCUCAGCGGCAACGACGUCGGCGACGUGAGUCCCGUGUCCAAGGCCGCAUUUCGACUAAAACACAAGUGGCUACUGGGGCUGAUCGAGAAGGCCACCGCGGCUGCCAACGCCACUUUGAUAGACUACUCCGACAACUACUGCUGGAACGACUCGUGUGGGGUGGUGGACGACCUCGGACGACCCGUCAUGAAGGACACCAACCACUUGACGCGGACGUACACGCACAAGUACCUCGGCGUCAUCGACCAAGUCGUCGAUGCCGCCAUGAAGAUAGAACCAGUCAUGUAGGGUUAGAGUUGUCUGGGGGCAGCCGAAACACGUAAUAUUAAGAAUAAAAUAUGGACGAACGAACGAAAUGAC